CUGGGGAAAAGGUCACAUCGCCCAAGUUUCAGCACAAUGAAAAUAAGGCACUUAUGUGGGCGUGUCCGGGAGGCGGGCCUAGAGAUGGGAAGGGGCGGGACUAGGUGACAGCGUUUUGAGCGUCCUUUUACGCUACAGCUCGGGAUUUUAUUCAGUCGGAUCUGGGCAGAGCCAGCACCUCUUGAGCAGAACCGGAGUCCCGCCAUCCCCCGUGUGUUAGUGGCUGAGCAGUUAUGCCCACGUAUGAAAUGGCUCUGAUCCUCAAGGCUAUGCAGAGGGGUUCCUUACAAUAGGCCACACUACAUGGUAAAAAUCUGAUGGCCUUGGAGAUUGUCGAUUUUUUUUUUUUAAAAGAGUGUACUAAGCACCGGAUAUAACCGGAACCACCGCCAAAGGAAGCAAACCAAAGGACAAAGACUUUUGCACUUCUAUACACUAUUUUAUAUUAACACACGUUGUUUAUUUUAAGAAUUUGUUAAAGCUUGAACACUCAACUAAUCAUGAGAGCUUCAUUGGAAGCGGCGGAUAUUGCCAUAGUGGCAUUGUACUUUGUUCUCGUAUUAUGUUUUGGAUUUUUUGCCAUGUGGAAAUCAAACCGAAGUACUGUGAGCGGAUACUUUCUCGCAGGUCGGUCUAUGACCUGGGCAGCUGUGGGCGCCUCACUGUUUGUCAGCAAUAUUGGUAGUGAACACUUUAUUGGACUGUCCGGAUCUGGAGCCGCAAGUGGAUUUGCAGUGGGUGCUUGGGAAUUAAAUGCCUUGUUACUUCUACAGCUCCUUGGAUGGGUCUUCAUUCCAGUCUAUAUUCGUUCAGGAAUAUAUACUAUGCCUGAGUAUUUAUCAAAACGAUAUGGAGGACAUAGAAUUCAAGUGUAUUUUGCAGUGUUAUCCUUAAUUCUGUACAUCUUUACCAAACUCUCUGUUGACCUAUAUUCAGGGGCAUUGUUUAUUCAAGAAUCUCUGGGAUGGAAUCUAUACUUAUCCGUGAUCUUGCUCAUCGGAAUAACUGCUGUCCUCACUGUCACUGGUGGAUUGGUGGCUGUCAUCUACACAGAUACUCUCCAGGCUUUUCUUAUGAUCAUUGGAGCUCUUACACUUACCAUAAUAUGCUUUGUAGAAAUCGGAGGGUUUGAGGAAGUAAAAAGGAGAUAUAUGUUGGCAACGCCUAAUGUCACCUUAAUUUUACAAACUUAUAACAUUACCAACACAAACUCAUGCCAUGUCUCUCCAAAGCCAGAUGCCCUAAAGAUGUUACGGGAGCCUACCGAUGAAGACAUUCCAUGGCCUGGAUUUAUUUUAGGUCAAACUCCGGCUUCAGUGUGGUAUUGGUGUGCCGACCAAGUGAUUGUGCAGAGGGUUUUGGCUGCAAAAAACAUAUCUCAUGCUAAAGGAUCAACUCUCAUGGCAGGAUUUCUGAAAAUUUUGCCCAUGUUCAUAAUUGUCAUUCCUGGAAUGAUCUCAAGAAUAUUGUUUGUUGAUGAUAUUGCUUGCAUCAAUCCAGAACACUGUAUGGCAGUGUGUGGAAGCAGAGCUGGGUGCUCCAAUAUUGCUUAUCCCCGUUUGGUUAUGAAAGUACUACCUGUAGGCUUACGGGGGCUUAUGAUGGCUGUUAUGAUCGCAGCACUCAUGAGUGACUUGGACUCCAUCUUUAAUAGCGCAAGCACUAUCUUUACUCUGGACAUAUACAAAUUAAUGCGCAAGAGCGCUUCAUCACGUGAGCUUAUGCUGGUGGGAAGAGUUUUUGUAGCCUUCAUGGUGGUCAUCAGUAUUGCCUGGGUGCCAAUAAUUGUUGAAAUGCAGGGAGGUCAGAUGUACCUCUACAUCCAAGAGGUAGCAGACUAUCUGACUCCUCCAGUAGCAGCUUUGUUCCUUCUGGGCAUAUUUUGGAAACGCUGCAAUGAACAAGGUGCAUUUUAUGGUGGGGUGGUUGGCUUUGUGCUUGGAGUUACCCGUCUGAUUCUUGCCUUUGUCUACCGUGCACCAGAAUGCAACCAGCCUGAUAAUAGACCCAGCUUUAUCAAACACGUCCACUACAUGUACAUAGCUACGGCUCUGUUCUGGAUCACUGGUAUUAUUACUGUUAUUGUCAGCCUAUUAACACCACCUCCUACGAAGGAGCAGAUUCGGACCACCACCUUCUGGGCAUUAAAAAACAAGACUGUGGACGAAAAGAACCACAAGGAGGAUUCUUAUAAAGAACAGGAGAAAAAUAUUAUACAGUGCACUGAAAAUAACAUUAAGCAGGCGCUUCCAAAUGGGAAGUCUGAUGAACAGAUUAAAAAUGUUCAAACAGAGGACAUAACUCUGCUCAUGACUAACAAAGAGGAUAGCAAUCCACUGAGCUCUUUAAGUGUCUCCGAAGCAGAGACCCCAGUGGAUUGCUAUUCCAAUGGGCAGGCAGCUCUGAUGGGCCAAGUACCUACAGAAGGGGCUGCCGAGUACCAGAGCAAAUGCUCCAAAUUUUUUGACUGGUUCUGUGGUUUUAAAAGUGAGACUGCCAAUAAAAGGGCCACAAAGGCAGAGGACGAAGCAGCUUGUUUAAAAAUGCUGGAAGAGAAUCCGGUUGUUACACGAGUUCUCAACACUGGACUGGUUUGUGUGUGCUCGGUUGGAGUAUUUAUGUUCCUAUAUUUCUCUCUGUAAAUGUUUUGUUUGACUUUUUCAACAGGACUUAAAUGUGAAUUCCAAGUGUUCUGAUAGCAAAGUAUUGGAGACACUGAAGUCCACACAAGAACAUUCAUACUUCUAAGCUCUUCAAAGUUCUUUGACGGUGUUAUCGCAGAAUCUGGAUUCUGUAUCUGGAUUCACCUAAGAAUAUUGUCCUAUUGUUAUUUCAACCAAAAAUGUAAUUUAUUAUUUAAAAACAGGAAAGUUUACUGGGAGGCCGUUAAAUGUACAUUUUUGUCUCACUUGGUCCAGAGGAAGAGGUAUUGGGCACACCAAAUUUUUCUACAUUUUGUUUUGUAAAAAUUUUUUAGCUUUUAUUUUUGUCUUUUGCAAACUACCUUAACUUUGC
Molecule: messenger RNA, 3015 nt
Organism: Xenopus laevis (African clawed frog)
Lineage: Eukaryota; Metazoa; Chordata; Amphibia; Anura; Pipidae
Gene: slc5a3.L
Product: solute carrier family 5 member 3 L homeolog
Exons: 2
Coding region: 501-2642 (713 amino acids)
Biological process (GO): hexose transmembrane transport; transmembrane transport; carbohydrate transmembrane transport
Cellular component (GO): apical plasma membrane; plasma membrane; membrane
Molecular function (GO): transmembrane transporter activity; D-glucose:sodium symporter activity
Source: RefSeq, a predicted model, not a curated record